CAUGCAGGAAGUAGAAAAGACAACAUAAGGAAGUUGGAGGAAAGGGGGGGAUUUAUACGUCCAUGACUGGAAGACAGAUCUGGCAUAGCUACUAGUAGUGAGUUUACUUUACUUAAAAAUAAAUUGCAGCACAUAGAAACGAAACAUUUAAAAAACAUGUCUGUGCAUCAGAUAAUAUAUGAUGGAAAUAAUCAGGAAGCUUGCCGCUAAUAUAACGUUAAUUCCUCAGAGUUCAAUUAGAAACCAUCAUAAGACAAUAAUGUCACGACGACUUAAUGCACGCAGAACUGAAGGUGUCGAUAAAAACGUUUGGGUGGAAUUCACCCAAAUGGCAGCAGACUACAAGGCAGUGAACCUUGGACAAGGAUUUCCUGACUUUUCCCCUCCCCAGUUUGUCCAAGAGGCUUUUUGUAAAGCUGUGAGUGGAGGACCACAAAUGCACCAGUAUACCCGAGCUUUUGGCCAUCCUCCUCUUGUAAAAAGUCUGGCUAAAUUCUUCAGUAGGAUUGUGGGACAUCAGAUUGAUCCUCUUGAAGACAUCCUGGUUACAGUUGGAGCUUAUCAAGCUCUCUUCUGUGCAUUUCAAGCUCUGAUUGAUGAAGAGGAUGAGGUCAUAAUUGUUGAACCGUUCUUUGACUGCUACCAGCCAAUGGUGAAGAUGGUUGGAGGAAAAGCAGUUUAUGUACCUCUGAGGCCAAAGGUUGAGGGAAGGGCUGUCCUGUCAAGUGGAGAUUGGGUUCUUUCUGCUGAGGAGCUGGCCAGUAAAUUUACUCCACGCACAAAAGCCAUUGUUAUCAACACUCCAAACAACCCACUGGGCAAGGUUUACAAGACUGAAGAGCUCCAGAUGAUAGCGGAUCUGUGUAUCAAACAUGACGUGCUGUGCAUCAGUGAUGAGGUGUACGAGUGGCUGACUUAUGAUGGAAACAAGCAUGUAAAGAUAGCCAGCCUCCCUGGCAUGUGGGAACGAACCAUCACCAUUGGCAGUGGUGGAAAGACCUUCAGUGCUACUGGCUGGAAGGUUGGCUGGGUCAUCAGCUCUGGGCAUCUCAUCAAACACAUGAAAACCAUCCAUCAGAACUGUGUUUACCACUGUCCUACAGCUGCUCAGGAGGCAAUAGCUUGCGGAUUUGAGCGAGAAUACCAGCUGUUUGGGACUCCAGAGAGCUACUUCCAGCAGCUGCCUGCAAUGUUUCAGCAGAAGAGGAAGAAGCUGGCCUUGUGUCUGGAGCGUGUGGGUUUGCAGCCCAUCAUGCCAGAAGGAGGAUAUUUUAUGAUCGCGGACAUCUCUUCUGUUAAGGUGGCCUUAAACGACCAGAGCACCCAGGAUGAACCCAAUGACUUCAGAUUUGUUAAGUGGCUAACUAAAGAGAAGGGUUUAGCAACCAUCCCUGUCUCUGCAUUCUACAGUCCAGAGCACACCAAGGAGUUUGACAAAUACAUCAGAUUCUGUUUCGUCAAGGAGGACUCUACCCUGGAUGCAGCAGAGGAAAUCUUGAUUAAGUGGAGUCGGGGACAGUAAGAUCAGCCACGAUGAGAAGCAUUAGUCUGCGUUAAUACUAAAUCAGACGUUCAGACUGCAGGGGAUGCACACAAAAAA
Etheostoma cragini (Arkansas darter) is the source of this 1600-nucleotide messenger RNA. It is a transcript of the gene kyat1, whose product is annotated as kynurenine aminotransferase 1. The transcript is spliced from 13 exons. Gene Ontology annotation, molecular function: L-kynurenine:2-oxoglutarate transaminase activity; pyridoxal phosphate binding. Bases 179 to 1522 code for a protein of 447 amino acids. Lineage: Eukaryota; Metazoa; Chordata; Actinopteri; Perciformes; Percidae. Gene Ontology annotation, cellular component: mitochondrion; cytoplasm. Gene Ontology annotation, biological process: biosynthetic process. The record is from RefSeq and is a predicted model, not a curated record.